Molecule: messenger RNA, 1260 nt
Organism: Panicum hallii
Lineage: Eukaryota; Viridiplantae; Streptophyta; Magnoliopsida; Poales; Poaceae
Exons: 3
Coding region: 1-1191 (396 amino acids)
Source: RefSeq, a predicted model, not a curated record
AUGGCUGAGGAGUUCAGGAUAGAGCUGAACCCGUCGCAGCACUGCGCCGUUGGGAGGGGAGCCACCAGAGAUCGAGAGCCCCCUGACCUGCUCUUCUUCCUCCCCUGUUCCAAUCCAACCACUUCUGCAGUUCUGCCCACCCCACCUUCCCGUCAUGGCGUCCUCCUCCUCCGACGAGUCCUACUCCGAGAUCGUGGCGCAGCUCUCCGCCGACCACCCCGAGUACCUGCUGGACAAGCAGUUCGAGCUGCCGGAGUGGCUCUACUCCCGCAAGGUGAACCGGGUGGUGUGGGGCACGACACCAGCAGCGUGCCUGACCCCAAGUUCCCCGACCUCACGGAGAAGGGCUUCUGGGCCAAGGCCUCCUCCUCCGCUGCCCUCAAGCAAGCCUGCGACGACCGCAACGACAACCCCGCGCUCCCGGAACGGCUCGCCGACUACCCGCUCACCCUCUUCAUCCUGCCCACCACGUCCCCGCGUGAGGUCUUCGACAUCACCGCCCUUUUGCCCAGUGAGCUGCGAACCCCGGCCAUCCGCAUCCACAACCGCGUCGAGCAGACCACCAAGCUUUUCGCGCGCAACGUGGUCCAGGAGCUGCUGCUUGACAUCGGAAAAGCCGGGGAUAAUGUGGCCGUCGACACCUUGCGUCUCAACACGGCCAUCGAGUCCGAGAUCAAGCACCGGGAGGAGAUGGAGCUUCAGUACUACCAGGCCGACGCAGCUUACAAGGCAUCGCCGACGCCGGAGACCAACCUGGAGGCGCUUGCGGCCGUGAGCCGCCUCGACGUCGCCCGCCAAGUCGUCGAGGCACUGUUGCCAGCUCGGGCGUGCGUCACCGUCCUCGGCGAGUCGCUCCGCGACAAGGCCGCCGCCCUCGAGCAGGCUAUGGAGAGCUCCACCUUCAUGGGCUGCCCCGUGGAAGAACACCCUGGAAAGUGGUGGAUUGAUGGCAAAGGAGUGAUGGAGACGGCGCCGGUGACUGGACAUGGAGCUGGCGGCGACGGGGGGUUGUCCAGGCGGAGGUGGCUGAACAUGGACCUGGCGGCGAUGGGGGCGUCGCGGCGGCGGUGGCUGACGAUCACAUGGACAUGGAGUAGCGCAAGCAAGAAAGAAGCUUUCACUGACAGCGUUAAGAUUCUCAUCGGAAGAACUGCCUCAUCUACCCUUUUAUUUGCGUUGUUUACGAUUUGAUGUUUUCAAUCGUGGUUGUGGAUGCAAUGCAUUGUGCUCCACAUUUCCACAACAUCUCUGCUGAAUCGG